ACGCGGCUCCAUAUUAAGGGAGCCAUUAGAAAAUGGGAAUGAGAAAAAGCCUAAUUACCAAGUAAAAGGAUAAACCAACUGGAUUGGAACCUAAGGAACCUAAAUGCCUCGCACUGCGUUUGUUCUGGGGAAUCCUUUGGUUAUGCAGAAGUAGGCAAGUAUGGCAACGGAGGAUGAGACGGGUAAUCAUGAAGACGAGGGAGGACCAGGCUUAGGAGGCAGUGCUGAGCAAAGCACGGAAUCAGCAAAUCCGGAUGGCACGAAAGGGAACCGGAAGGAAAUGUCCUCCGGAGAGAGCUUGGAAAAAGCCGGGGGAAGCAGACGGGGGACCCAGAAAAACAAGGAAGGCAGGAAUAAGGAUAGGGGGAGCCCCGGGAACUCGGAGGGAGCUGUGUCUAAGAAAGUAAGGGUCACGAACGCGAGGCACAAACUAGCAGAAUUAGAUAAAAGGACCGCGGAAUACAAGGCAAGGUUAAUUGAGGCAAUGAUGAUUGAGAACGAGGAUGACUCUCUGCAGGAGGUACCUCGAGACGAACGAAAAACCAGUCGGGCCGGAACUGGGCAAGGGGACAAGGGUAGUGACCAUGGGGGAACGCCGAGCAAAAGAAGGAAAGAGAGAGAGAACUCGCCGGGAAUGGAGGCAGAGAAGGUGACGAACCCCUUAGCCACAGACAGUAGGGCUAGCCGUCUGCCGACCUCGCCAGCAGCAUCGCGAGGAUGCGAAGGGCUCUGGAGCCUCAGAGAAAGGGUGUUGGGUUGGUUCGACCCGGAAGGAACGGCAAAGACUAAUGGGGGGCAGAAAGCCAGCAAGGAAGGGCCAGAUACCAGCAUGGCAGGCGAGGCCAGCAGCUCCGAAGGCGGCCUUAGGAAGAUAGUAUCAUCCCUCACACGAGCACUGAACAAGAACCAAGGCUAUCUGGUAGACGCCAAGAAAAAACUGACUUUCGAUGGAGCAAACAUCACGGAGUUCCUGAUCAACUACGAGAAUCUAGCUGCGUUACUAAAGUGGACCGAGGAAGAAAAAAUGGACCAUCUAGGACAGCAUGUGUCGUUAAGCCUAGGACGGGACAUUAAUGGCCAUUGUAGUCGCAAGCCGGUCUUGGAAGGAGACCCGGGAUGUGAUGAUGAGGAAGUACCUAGUGGCAGAGAAAAUGGCAACGGAGGCCGACCUAGCGGCAGUUAAGAGGAAGAACUUCGCAACGUACAAUGAUUUCCUACGGGAAUUUACUCUAGUAGCACUAAGGAUCUU
This is a messenger RNA of Chara braunii, 1249 nucleotides long. NCBI's taxonomy places the organism in Eukaryota, Viridiplantae, Streptophyta, Charophyceae, Charales, Characeae. The record is from the annotation of a GenBank genome assembly.